AUGAAGCUCAAUCCAGCUAAUUGCUCAUUCGGUGUCAGUUCUGGGAAAUUUCUCGGAUAUAUCGUGACCCACCGGGACAUCAAAGCCAAUCCAGAGCAAAUCAGGGCCAUUCACUUGAUUUCUUCCCCGAGGAACGUCAAAGAAGUCCAAAAGCUAACUGGAAGAAUGGCAGCCUUGAGCAGGUUCAUAUCCAGGCUCUCCGACAAGUCUCACGCCUUUUUCGGAACCAGCAAGAACCCAAAGGAUUUCCAGUGGCCAGAAGAAUAUGAAUCCACUCUUCAUGAACCCAAGGCUUACAUCACCACUCCUCCUCUCCUAUCCAAGACAUUGCUCGGCGAGGUGUUACUGCUAUACCUAGCAGUUUCAGAACAUGCAGUAAGCGCCGUACUGGUGCGCAAGGAAGGGAGCAAGCAGCUACCAAUCUACUAUGUGAGUAAGGCCCUCCUGGACGCAGAAACCCAUUAUAGCCAUCUGGAAAAGCUGGACAUAGCUUUGAUAGUCGCUGCCUGCAAACUACGGCCCUAUUUCCAGGCUCACCCCAUUGUGGUCGUCACUUCCUUCCCCAUAAAACUGGUCCUCCACAAGCCUGAGGUCUCUGGACGCCUAGCAAAAUGGGCUGUGGAAUUGGGGGAAUAUGACGUAAUUUUUCGACCAGCUACGGCUAUAAAGUCACAGGUCCUAGCGAACUUUGUGGCUGAAUUCUCUCAUACCCUGCUCCCUACUCUGGAGCAAGAAGUACGCCUCAAGAGCAAAACAGGAAAUACAGCCUCAAGAGCCGUAAGGUGCAACUUCAAGGCAACCAGCAAUGAGAGCGAGUAUGAGGCCUUAAUCGCAUGGCUAACACUCGCACACCAAAUGGGCGCAGAGAACAUCCAGGUCCUCAUCGAUUCCCAGCUGAUAAUUAACAAGGUGCAUGGAGAAUAUCAAGCAAAGGACGACACCAUGAUCCAGUACCUGGCGGUUGCCCAACGCCUCAUCAAGAAUUUCAAGAGCUGCAAGCUCAUGCAAAUUCCUAGGGAGCAGAGCUCUGAAGCCGAUGCUCUGGCUAAUCCAGGGUCCACUGUCGAAACGAAUAGCCAUAUGAGCAUCCCUUUGCUUGUGCUUCAAUGCCCAGCCACCCUGGAGGAAUCACAACCCGAAGGGAUCUAUGCUAUCGAAGAGGACGAAACCUGGAUGACCCCCUUAAUCCGAUACUUUGAGAAUGAUAUUCUCUCGGAAGACCGCAAGGAGAGCAGAAAGAUCAAGAAGCAAGCCACAAGGUACUGCAUCUCCCAGGAGAAGCUAUAUCGAAGGUCCUUCUCCAGCCCGUACCUGAGAUGCGUCACGCCCCAAAAAGCUGCUAGGAUCCUCGUAGAACUACAUGAGGGAGACUGUGGAUCCCACUCUAGCGGCAGAAGACUGGUGCUGAGGGCCAGAAGGGCUGGAUACUAUUGCCCCACGAUGACCCCAGAUGCCAACAAGCAAGCUAAACACUACGAUCAGUGUCAAAGGCAUUCUCCGGCUUCCAAACUCCCUCCAGAAAACCUCAAAUCGAAAAGCUCACAUGGCCCUUCAGAAAGUGGGGCAUGGAUGUAG
Messenger RNA from Brassica oleracea var. oleracea, 1575 nucleotides. RefSeq lists its product as uncharacterized. NCBI's taxonomy places the organism in Eukaryota, Viridiplantae, Streptophyta, Magnoliopsida, Brassicales, Brassicaceae. Gene Ontology annotation, molecular function: nucleic acid binding; RNA-DNA hybrid ribonuclease activity. Bases 1 to 1575 code for a protein of 524 amino acids. The record is from RefSeq and is a predicted model, not a curated record. The transcript has a single exon.